This is a messenger RNA of Haliotis rufescens (red abalone), 3986 nucleotides long. RefSeq lists its product as uncharacterized. The record is from RefSeq and is a predicted model, not a curated record. Lineage: Eukaryota; Metazoa; Mollusca; Gastropoda; Lepetellida; Haliotidae. The transcript has 3 exons. The coding region runs from base 76 to 645 and encodes 189 amino acids.
GCACCACAGACAAUAACAUUGUGAUCUUUUGUAAUGAUUCUGAGAACGUUCACGUGAGGUAGUAUAAUUGUCUGCAUGAGAAAAGAUUCCAUUCUCAACGGAUUUAAACCUACGAUUUCACAACCAGUGAGAUAUUCAUGGCGAUUCUACGGUUGGCAGGGUAGAAAGUGCGUGCCUGAUUGUCAAGAAUAUACCUACUUUUCUGGAAUACUCAGGCAAGUACCUGCCAAUCUGGAAUCUGUCAAAAUGCCGACCAUGUCUUCUCCCUGGUACCAACAUAGACCUCAGGUGGGAGGGUCCCUCUCUCCCCCUCCUCCUCCCCAGCCAAAGAAACUGGUCCCUCUGAGUGAUGAGGAACUGGAUGCCAUCAACAGACGGAUGUGUCGUCCCACAGAGGCCUCUAAAGCCCGCCAGGCGCUCUUCUGGAAGAUGGACGGCUUUAUGGAUAGAGGGCGCUGUGCCUGGACCAAGAUGGCGAUGUUCAAAGACGUCAAGAAGACGAUGUGGACCAAUGGAGGAACUAUCAAGAAGACUUGCUCAAUACGUCCCACAACAGUGUCAGUGUCAAGGUCAACAAUAUGUCGUCUGCCUCAGUCGUCUGUUAUGACCCAAUACCGACCAUAUACGUCUACAUAUAGAUACUGAACUGUGGGAGAAAAUCAAGUGGAUAUGUGAUCUCCAAUUAUCGUUGCUAUGGGUAAUGGUGUCUUGUUUCAACAAGAUUGCAACUCAUCCUCUGAAAAAUUUCGUCCAGACCAUAAACACAUAUGGUUUAUGUGUAUGGUUUGUGUGGAUCUGCAUAUUUUCGCCCCAGAGGACCCACGUAUUAAAAAUAACAUGAAGACCAAUGAUUACAACUAAACUUAUCACCAACGUCCACGUCUGAUUAUACUACGUUGACUCGACGCUGCAGUAUGUGAUAUAGGAUACUAUGAACGAUGAUACCUCAUCACAACUCUUGGUAAUCAGCGAGGAAUACGAAACAUUGUCACCUUGUGUUUCCUUGCAACAGAUCCAUGAAAUGAGGGAUAAUUAUUGGAAUAUCGUGAAUAUAUAAUUGUGACAUCUUCUGAUCUCAUUCAGUAUUAUUUGUACACCAAGAUAAAUAUACCAUAUAGUAAUCACACGUGCCUGAGACCUGUUGCAUACUUUGUCAUAAUAUAAGAUGACAAUUUGUCUGGAAUAUGUUCUGGGAUGCUCCGUGUUUGAGAUGUUUUAUUGAGAUGUUCUGAAAGGUUAGAAGUUCUAGUUUGCCAACAUUCCAGUAAGACUGUCUUUUGGUUUGCCAUUGUUAUUUUUGUAAACUAUUAACUGUGGUAUUAUGUGAAGGUUUAUGUUCGUAUAAAUGUCAUCACGCAUCUUUGAGGCGUGCAAGAAUCCGAUGAUCGUGGGUGAAAAUCCUGAUUAUAUGGGUUUGUCCGCACCAUAGCCGUGCUGGUGGGUGAUAGUCUAGGACCCGCAUCACUAUGGACUUUCUUCAACACGAUGCUGACACGCUGUAACAUGACUGAAAUGCCAUUCAUAUCGGCGCGAGUGAGUAUGGUUUUACGCCGCCUUUAGCACCAUUCCAGCAAUAUCACGGCGGGGGAUAACACAAAUGGGCUUCACAUUGUAUGUUGGGAAUCGAACCCGGGUCUUCGGCGUGACGAGCGAACGCUUUAAUCACUAGGCUACCCCACCGCCCCGAUUGGUGUUAAAACAAUAAGUAACUCUCCGUAUGUUAUCCCCGUCAAGGACUUUAAUGACACAAAUCAAGGAAAUUAUACAUUCAUUGUCCUGUUCACACUGACACUAAUGUUUCUCGAAAUGUUUUUUGGUUUGCGUGAAGUUUUAGAAAACAUAAUGUCAUUUAUCAUUAUUCCCUUUUUGACUUUCUUUGACAAUGUUUUACUUGCUUACUUGUGUAAUUCGCACAUUACACCUACAUUUUUAUGUAGUUUGUAUAAGUGGCAGGCGCUACCGGUAGGGCAGGAAAUUUGACCUUUUUCGCGAUCAUCUGGUUCAUCACGAACAUCUAUAUGAUUUUCACCAGUAUUUUGCCUCCCACCCCCCACCCCCACUCCCCCCAACGGAAUUUUGGCGGAUAAUCGAGGCUGGUUAUUUUUGGGCGUUGACGUUUUUUUAUUGUAGUGUGUCAGGUGUCUUGGCAGCACAUAGUGCCUACAUAAUACAAAGAAUAUGUCUUUUCCAUUACGCUUUUAAAACUAGAAUUCAAUGCAUAGCUUAUAAUGGGUUGUACUAUUUUCGAAUAAAUGCAAAUGUCAUAUAUAUGAGAGUUAGCGUCAUAAUGUCAUGAGGGAGAAAUGUCAAUUCUUUUAGCAAGAGUAUUUCUGAAACAAACCAUUUUCUUCAGACCCACAAAAGCGAAAUCAGGUGGUUUGAUAAAUAUAUACGCUUUUAUGAAAGGUUACUUUGAAUGUGAUUUGUUUUUUUAUUUAAAGUGUGCCUUUGUACAUUGUUUCAUUUAAUCGAUUUUUGGGUUUAAAAAGACGAGAGUAGACAUGUUUAGAAAAGUUUGACGACAAUAACACUUUGCAAUAUAAUAGAUUCUAUCGAGUGAGAAUGUCAAAAAUCUAGUAUUUCACCUAUACUUUUUCACUAAGCCUGAUGUUCAUCAAACCAUUUGGCCACGCAAGAUAACAAACGCUUGUCAACAUACGUAUCUUCAAAUACAGGGGUACAUAGAGACUACAUGUAACUCGUGGGGAGAACGCUGGACUGACCGAGGUCGGUUCAAGGUUGUAUGUGUCUGAUUAAAUCGGUCAAACAUUUUGGGACUAAAUCAGAGGUGACACAUCAUCUAGUUAGUACCACGGUGUUAGGUGACUGGGUAGUGUUUUCUGUCAUCUGGCUCUUCAGACAGUGGCAGGUUCUCGCGACACACACCACUAUGUCACACAGCCAGUACUGAGACAGGCUGGACAGGCUGGCAGGUUUCGCCAGAAGCGCUCGUUAAAUCCCUGCUACCAGAGAGGACGGCGAACAACAUGGCAGGUCAAUGUGCUCAAAUGGUUCUGGUUAUAUUUAAGCGACCUUAUGUGCGAUGUGUUCUUGUGCUUAUUUCAUGAUGAAGACAAUCGUGACAGUUAUCUGAAAAGAAAUGAAAACCCUGAUGAGUUUGGAGUUGUAAAUUUAGGUUGUGUAUAUGGUAACCUGUACACAGUUAUUUUCGAAGAUUUCGUGAGCUGUUUGUGGGAUCAUCUACAUUUACACUGCACUGACUUUGCUCUGACCAAAAACGGAUAAUGUUUUCUGUUUUUAGUCUACUAUUGCAAUGAUUUACCGCAUGUUGAUGACGUCACUGCUUUCGUUUUAAGCGACUCUACAAAGCUUUGAAACCACAUUAUAGCCUUUCUCUUCGUGGAUUUAAGUUACUCAUAUGUAACAAUUAAUGGUCAUUAUUAUUAACAUUUUCAUUUAAAAAAAUCAAACCCAAAAGAAAUAACAAAAAUUUAUAAAUGACAUUUUGCCUCCAUUUCUUAUCAAAUCACACCGGGAGUUUUUUGGUGUUGUUAAGACAGUGUCUUCAUUUGAUGUUAGAAGCAUUUUUAAUGGGUUUUUUUAUGUUUGCACAAGAUUUACAAUAAUUAUUUAUUAUCGUAAUAUAUAUAUAUAUAAUAUACCAUGCUAGUAAUAUUCCUAAGGUGACAGAUUUCAUGAUUACUGGUUAGUGUUGCGAGCUAAUAUACGCCAACAGGAGUACAUGUCUGUAUUACUCACUGAGAUCCCGGUGCAGCACACGUGGACUGUUCUCGCGCCAUCGUUAUGUCUGAGUCAUGAUUGACAGACUUACAAGUGCCCUGUAUAUCUGCUGCAUGAUGUUUGUAAUAAUCACUUGUAACGUGAAAUGCCAUUAAAAUGGCGACGACAGACACGGAAUCCGACUUUUCAUUUUCAGAUUCUUCAAAAUACCCUCAUGUGUCGUAAUUGUUAUACAUCACACACAUUCAGAUACAGCGUGGGCGUUCAUCUUUAAGCAUUGAGAA